AUGCCGGCUCUUUUACUUGUCGCGCUGGCAUCGCUGGUCACCGAAACCUCCGCUUUCCUGCUGUCGGGGUCUUCUUCAACUCGCGCUGCAGGCAGGCGUCCGCCGCCGGCGACUCGCCGCCCCUCGCCCGUCGCAGCUCUCUCUCCAAACGCCUGGUCAACGACUAACAGCGGAGCCAAGUUUGUGGAUGAGAGGAUCGGGAAUGGUGCGGCACUGGAGCGGCUGCAGGUGGCGGCAGUGCAUUAUGACAUGACGCUGCUACACAAGGGCGACCUCGUCCGCACCUCCCGCGGCGGCGCUCCCCUGCUGAUCGCCUUUGGCGCCGAUACCAAGGCGGCCAAUAGCAGCGCAUUGCAUAUCUGGAUCUGGGACGAGCUUCUGAGCGGGAUGAACGUCGGCGGCCGCCGGCGCGUGGUGGUUCCACUCACGGCUAUGUCGCCAACCCAGGCCGCCUGCUUCCCUCCCGAGGAGAGCGUCCGCGUCGACCUCGAUCUCGUUCGCAUCUGCACGGAGGGGCCACUCUCCUCGCUGGCGACCCUGAUGCCGCCUGGGGAGCGGCGUGGGACGAUCGGCCGCGGCACGCUCGUGCUAGCUUGCGCUGCAGCUUGCCUCCGGGGAGGGCAAGCGGAUCCGCCGACGGCGCAGAACGGGCUGGACACAUCGGUGGCCAUUGAGGCCCUGUACAAGACGCGCUGA
Messenger RNA from Emiliania huxleyi CCMP1516, 696 nucleotides. RefSeq lists its product as hypothetical. Gene Ontology annotation, molecular function: peptidyl-prolyl cis-trans isomerase activity. The coding region runs from base 1 to 696 and encodes 231 amino acids. The record is from RefSeq and is a predicted model, not a curated record. Lineage: Eukaryota; Haptophyta; Isochrysidales; Noelaerhabdaceae. The transcript is spliced from 3 exons.